CAAUGAUGAUGAGAUGCCUGCACCAAAAACGCUGUAUUUGACUUCUGACCUUCAUAAUGUGUUCAAUUCCCGGCCUUCCAACGCCAGGAUCGGAGGUGCCUUUCCUCAUCACAAGGGUGAACCUAAACUACACUUAUGGUCUUGUGGAAUUAUGGGUUAACCUGGAUGAUAGGAGGAAGCAUGUUUACAAGAAGAUGAGAGAGGAAAUUCAGACUCCUAAAAGGAAGUUUUAUGGAUCAGAGGGAAAACCAGGGGACCUCUGUCUGGUUUGUAUUAGUGACACAUGGCACAGAGCUCGGAUUGUAUCCAUUCAAAGUGAAGCUUGCAAUGUUUUUCUUAUUGAUCAGGGGCAGCCUCAUAGCACCACAAGUGAAGCUUUAGCAUGGGGCCAGAACGACAGUUUUCUCCUUCCUCCUGAAACUGAAUCAUGCAUAGUUGCAAAUAUCCUCUCCCCUGAGAAAAACUGGCCUGAAAAAGCUACAAAGUUUUUGGUGUCUCUUCCUGGCAAGAAGUUUAAGGGACUGGUUCAACAUGUGCUGAUGCCAGACAGGACCAUUGUUCUUGACAUACCAGUUGUUUCCAAGCAUAUGUGCCAGCUUGGAGUUGCAAAGAAGAUUCCAGUUGAUGAUUUUAAAUGUCUUGUACAGAAAUGUCUUGAGGCUGACAACAUAACGCAGGAACAGAAUCUGAAUGAGAAGCAACUUGAGAAGCAUGACCAGUACUUUUACCCAGAACUAUUAACUGAUACGUUUGUAACUGUUGACGUGACAGAGGCAACUAACCCAUGUAACAUAUUUUGCAAGCUCCAGAUUUUUUCCAAGGCACUGAAGGUUUUAUCAGAACAGAUGAAGAAACACUAUGAAGGGAGCUCAGAUUUAGGAGAGACACGACCUUUGACCUGCGGGGAUGCAUGUGCUGCUAAAGGGAUGGAUGGCAGAUGGCAUCGCUCCUUACUAAAGCAAGCCAUGACUAGCGAUGGCGCUGCUGAAGUUCUGCAUGUGGAUGAAGGAAAAACGGAAUUUGUCCCAAUUAGAGACAUCAGACCUCUCCAUGAAAAAUUUCUGAGAAUGCCAGUUGUAACGUAUCCUUGCACACUUGAAGGUGUAAAAGAUAAUGGCACAGGGUGGACUACAGACCAGACUGAUUAUUUGAAAUCACUGCCCCUGAAGCACACAGUCAUGGCAAAGUUUACCCACCACAACAUACCUAAAGAUGUCUAUCAUGUCAUUCUCUAUGCAGAUGAUGCUGUUUGCAUAAACACAUGUUUUAUAGAGAUGGCAGAGCUUUUUUCAUCCCCCCAGACUGAACGAGAUUCAAGAAAUGCCCUGAAUGAAUCCAGUCCCUCGUCAUUUCUCAGAGAUGAAUGUUUACAGAGCAAAGUCAUCGUUAAUACUCAUGAUUUAGCAGAGGAAAGUUUGUCUUGCAGCAAGAACCUAGAAGUGAAUGGCAGGAGAGAUGAACCCACCUCUGGAGUUGAUGACAAAGAGAGUUCGGAACAUCCAGACUCCCUUAUGAAGAACAAUGGGCAUCUUUCAACAGGUUUCUCCUAUGAGUCGCAAAAUGCUUGUGAAGAAAGGAAAUGCAUUGAAAAAGUAGCAUCACAUGAAGAAGGUCUGCUGCUUCACGGGGUAGAUACUGAAACAUCAUCUGACAGUGCAUGCGAGCUUCUGACCCACAAACAUGCACAGGCUGAAGCUCUCUUUCAAAGUCCUCCACAGGUCCAAUCAGAUGUAUACAAUUACUCCACACACAAUAUUGAGGUGAAUGGAAAAGAAAAAGUGUGGAUAACCAAUUCAGAGAAUGUCAACCAAUUCUACUGCCAACUGGAAAGGAAUUCUCAGUUAUUUGACAAAGUAAUGGAAAAUGUUAAUCAACUAAUUAGCCAGCCACAGUGCACAGAUAAACCAAUUGGACUUAAUAGCAUUUGCCUUGCUAGGUACACUGAUAACCAGUGGUACAGAGCUCAAAUAGUAGAAAUGUCUCCAGAACUUAAAGUUCACUUCGUUGACUAUGGUAACACCUUAGCAGUGAGGGAAUCAGACAUUUACCCCUUACCCACUGAAGCAACUAUGGCCAGAACUACUCCGGUGCUUGCUGUUCCACUUGGACUGUUCGAAGUCCCUGCAGAAGUGCCCCAGGAAGUCAAUCAGUGGUUUGCAGAUUGUGCUAUUGGCCUAAAGUUCACUAUUUCAGUUGUAGCAAAAGAGGAAAAUGGGAAACUAAUUGUUGAACUGUUUGAGGGACCUCUGAAUGUAAAUGUCACGGUCAGAGAGAGGAUAUCAAAGAUGAUGCGACAUGAGACAACUGGUCUCUUUCAGCAGACUGACCAGCAGCUCUUAGACAGCUCAGAAAAUGCCACUGCACUAAAUGAGGACUAUUCAACACAAGGGCUUAAGAAUGUAUCAUCAUUAACAAAGAUGACAGAAACAAAUAAAGUCCACAGUGGCAAUGGAACAUAUGCAAGAGACGAGAUGAAUUCACAAUCUAUAACUAAUGCCUCUGUACGAGAGAUUGAACAAGAAAAGACUGUAGGUGAAGGAGGAAAACCAGCUCCAGAUGUCCUUCUUGUGGAGAGAGAAAUAGAAGAUGGCCACAGGGAUUCAGAAAUCAGACAACUUUCCCCUCCUUCUUGCCCAAAGGGAAAUGUGAACAUAUUCAAGUGGCCAAACAUCUCUCAAAACACAACAGAGGUAUAUGCCUCUUGUAUUGUAGAACCCCAUUUCUUCUGGUGUCAGUAUGCCAACACAGAGGAGCUCAUUGAAGUGACGAGGCUUGCCCAAGAAGCUGGACAGGCACAAGAGGACAUGAUUUUCUCAGAGACUCUUGGUCCUGGCAGACCAUGCCUUGCUCUGUUUUCCGAUGACAACCAGUGGUAUCGAGCGCAAGUAAUUCACAGAGUUCAAGAUGCAUUCAAUGUCAUGUUCAUUGACUAUGGGAACGAGUCUGAGGUUGACGUUAAGAAUGUGAGAUCACUGCCUCAGAGUCUGCUGGAGAAGGCUCCUCAGGCCUUUCUGUGCUGCCUGAAUGGAUUUGAUGUGUCCAAAGGCUCCUGGGAUGACAAAGUGUACAAUGACUUCUACAGUCUUCUGAUCAAUAAACGAUUAAAACUGACAAUGUUCAACAUGGACGACCAUUCAGAGGCUGCAGUUCCUCAGUAUGCAGUGGAAAUUGAGUGCGAGGGAGUGGUUGUGAAUACAGAAAUGCAGAAAUAUUGGAGGUCAGUUGCCAAAGAGCAUGUUUCGAUAAAACACCCUCCAACAGAAACUUUAAUCCAAGAUGGUCAAACUGAGUCCAACAUGCCACAUCUCAAUGUUUUCAAAGGAAAUAUGAAUACUUGUAGGUACAAGUGGCCAAACUUUUCCCAAAACGCAACAGAGGCAUACGCGUCUUGUAUCGUGGAACCCCAUUUCUUCUGGUGUCAGUACGCCAACAAAGAGAAGCUAAGCAAAGUAUUAGAGCUUGCUCAAGAAGCAGGACAGGCACAAGAAGACAUGAUGUUCUCAGAGACUCUUGGUCCUGGCAGCCCAUGCCUUGCUUUGUUUAUCGAUGAUAACCAGUGGUAUCGAGCACAAGUCAUUCGCAAAGUUGAAGAUGCAUUCGAUGUCAUGUUUAUUGACUAUGGGAAUGAGUCUAACAUUGACAUUAAGAAUGUGAGAUCACUGCCUCAAAGUCUGCUUGAGAUGGCCCCUCAGGCCUUUUUGUGCUCUCUGAAUGGAUUUGAUGUGUCCAAAGGCUCCUGGGAUGACAAAAUAUAUGAGGACUUCUACAAUUUUUUGGUUGGUAAACGACUCAAAGUGACAGUGUUCAGCAUGGACUACCAUUCAGAGAUUGCAGUUCCUCAGUAUGCUGUGGAUGUUGAGUGCAACAGAGUGAUUGUGAAUACACACAUGAUGAAAUACUGGAAAGGACUGGACACAGGCCAUGCCUUGGCUGAAAGUUUGGGAUCAGUGGACCAGGAUUAUGAGGAGUGUUCGGUUUAAAGUAAUCAAACAGCCACAGAGUGAAAGCUCUUGGCCAAGAUGAAUGCACAUGGGGAAACCUGGUUGUGAAAGAACAAUCUUUUGUAAACUGAAUAUAGAUGUUUAUCUUGUGAGAAAUUUUACUAACUGAAUGAAAUAUAUCUUGUAUUAAUUUGUGAAUAAACUUACA
This is a messenger RNA of Plectropomus leopardus (leopard coralgrouper), 4149 nucleotides long. RefSeq names its product tudor domain containing 6b (gene tdrd6b). Lineage: Eukaryota; Metazoa; Chordata; Actinopteri; Perciformes; Serranidae. Gene Ontology annotation, cellular component: P granule. Gene Ontology annotation, biological process: piRNA processing; spermatogenesis; P granule organization. The record is from RefSeq and is a predicted model, not a curated record.